Manihot esculenta (cassava) is the source of this 1270-nucleotide messenger RNA. RefSeq names its product leucine-rich repeat protein 1. Bases 237 to 896 code for a protein of 219 amino acids. The transcript has 6 exons. Gene Ontology annotation, molecular function: protein binding. Lineage: Eukaryota; Viridiplantae; Streptophyta; Magnoliopsida; Malpighiales; Euphorbiaceae. The record is from RefSeq and is a predicted model, not a curated record.
AGCAGUUGAAGGUAGAAACCAAAAGGAAGCUCCGCAUGCGGUCCCAUAUUUCACUCUCAUAUUCCCGAAGCCGAUCCUCCUCCUCCAGAUUCUCGUUGACUCUCUCUCUCUCUCUCUCUCUCUCUCUCUCUAUCUUUGUGUGAAACCUAAACUCUGUGCUUCACGGUAAUACCAGCCCAGCCCUAGAGGCACCGCGCUGAAGCUGCCCACUGACCACCUCAAUUCAGGCGUCAACCAUGGCGGCACCAACGUGGUCGUGGACUCUCUCCGCUUCUCUAAUUGUAACACUAACUUUAACCCUAGUUUCCGUAGCCUAUGGUAACUCCGAAGGAGACGCUCUUUACACCCUCAGGAAGAGCUUGUCGGAUCCGGAUAAUGUUCUCCAGAGCUGGGAUCCGAACCUUGUCAACCCCUGUACUUGGUUUCACAUCACCUGCAACCAAGAUAAUCGCGUUACUCGAGUGGACUUGGGGAAUUCAAACUUAUCUGGACAUCUAGUACAUGACCUUGGGAAGCUUGAACACCUGCAAUAUCUGGAACUCUAUAAAAACAAUAUUCAAGGAAGCAUCCCUAAUGAGCUUGGUAACUUGAGGAGCCUUGUCAGCUUGGAUUUGUACAACAACAAUAUCUCAGGGACCAUUCCUCCUUCUCUGGGGAAAUUGAAGUCCCUUGUCUUUUUACGUCUUAAUAACAACCGGCUAACUGGACCAAUCCCAAGGGAACUUGUAGGUAUUUUGAGCCUCAAAGUUCUGGAUGUCUCAAACAAUGAUCUUUGUGGAACAAUUCCCACCAGUGGGCCAUUUGAGCAUAUACCUUUGAACAGCUUUGAGAAUAAUCCUCGACUAGAAGGUCCAGAGUUGCUAGGACUUGCGAGUUAUGAUACCAAUUGCUCAUGAAAAGAUCAAGAGAAUUGCUAUGAACAGAUCAUGAAGCUGAAAACUGCUCAAUUGACUUCAAUCAAUUGAAAGCGAAUUACCUGACCAUAAUGGAAUGGGCUGAAUGUAAUCACUGAUACAAGUGUUUUGUAAAUUGUUUUGACGAAAAGGCUUUAGGAUUUGUUGUGCUUUAAGAUGAAGACACGAAUUUGUAUUCAUAUAAUGUUAAAGAAGGGCUUACAUCCCGUGGGUAUACUUGCUUGGGUUAGAUAUGUUCAAUACAAGUCAUUCUUAAUUGAUUUUUAGAUUUUUUUUUUCCAUUUUAAGUUACUCUGUUGCUACUGGAAGUAAGAUGUCUUGGUUGACAAUAAUAUAUCGUUGUUUGGUGGUUCUCA